AUGAAAACAACACAAGUACCACAACAUCUCAUUCUUUCCUCCCUCUGCCUUCCAUUAGCUUCAACAAUGCCUCACUUCAUUUUCAUCUUGAUUCUUAUUUUGUUCAUUAAUGCAUUCAUUUUGUAUCCAAUUGAAGCAGAAAUGAAUUCGGUAAGCUUUGAUCUCAUUCAUCAUGAUUCAAAGCUCUCUCUGUUUUACAACUCAUCCAUGACAGAGUCAGAAGUUUCAUUAAAAGCCGUUAUGCGUUCGCUCAAUCGACUCAAUCACUUCAAUUCAUCUAUGUCUAUUGAUGCAAAAUAUGUGCAAUCUGAGUUGAUUGCGGAGGACUAUUUCAUGACAUUUGCUAUAAGUGAUCGCACUAGUACUCGACUUGCUAUUCCAAACAUGGGAAGUGACCUUAUUUGGCUUGCAAUGCUCUGCAACAUACUGAGAAUGGUCAAUCAAAUGAGUGUCGAUACAGGAAUCAACAUAGCAGCGAUGGAUUUCUCAUCCUCCGGAGUGUUAGGUAACGAGACCUUCUACUUUAGACUCCCCGACAACAAAUAUAGAGAAUUCCCCAAAAUAGUAUUUGGAUGCGAUGAUGCACAUAAAGAUGAACUCAAAGGAGCUGUUGAAGGUGUUGUUGGUCUUGGACAAGGGUUGCUAUCACUGGUUGCUCAAUUCGGAAGAGAAUAUAAGAAAUUUUCCUACUGCUUGGUUGAGAAGUCAACAGAAUUUUAUAGUAAGAUUAAAUUCGGAUCACACAUAAAACUCUACCACCAUGAGGGCCAAGAAUAUAAUGUUAAAUUCACCCAAAAUCCUCAAGAUCCCCACUACUACCUCAACCUUGAAAGCAUUAGCGUUAAUGGUAACAAGAUAAACCUACCCAAUACACAACAUCUUUCUAUGGCAGUCGAUAUUCAAACAGCCCAUGCAUCGUUGCCUCCACAUCUAUACGCUCAAGUGAUUGCCAUGUUUACAGAACAAGCCAGUCGAAUUAUGGCACUUGCUUCCUGA
Messenger RNA from Tripterygium wilfordii, 996 nucleotides. Its product is annotated as aspartic proteinase CDR1-like. Bases 1 to 996 code for a protein of 331 amino acids. Gene Ontology annotation, cellular component: extracellular region. NCBI's taxonomy places the organism in Eukaryota, Viridiplantae, Streptophyta, Magnoliopsida, Celastrales, Celastraceae. The transcript is spliced from 2 exons. The record is from RefSeq and is a predicted model, not a curated record.